Molecule: messenger RNA, 480 nt
Organism: Schistocerca americana (American grasshopper)
Lineage: Eukaryota; Metazoa; Arthropoda; Insecta; Orthoptera; Acrididae
Exons: 1
Coding region: 1-480 (159 amino acids)
Source: RefSeq, a predicted model, not a curated record
AUGAGAGAGCAGUGCGUGCUAGAGAAGUAUGUGAGGUUAUUGAAGAAAAUGUACAGAGGAGCAAUGACACAGGUGAGAAGUAGUGUGGCCAUGACAAAGGAGUUUCCAGUAAAAGUAGGGCCACAUCAAGGGUCUGCGCUUAGUCCCUACCUUUUUGACUUGAGUAUGGAUGUGCUGGUGAAAGAUGUGAAGAAGGAAGCGACGUGGAAUAUGAUGUUUGUGGAUGAUGUGGUUCUUUGUAAGCAGAGCAUCGAUAGACUUGAGGAAAAUCUGGAGGAUUGGAGGAAGGUACUAGAAGAAAGAGGGAUGAAAAUUAGCAGGACACAGUCAAAAUAUUUAGCACUGAAGCAUGUGCAGAUGAGAUCUUGCAAGAUCCAGGAUGAUGAGCUGAAAUCGGUCUGCAAAUUGUGUGACAAGAAGGUGAGCAUUGGGUUGAAAGAGAAAGUGUACAAGUCGGUGGUAAGGCCAGCUAUGAUAUAA